Messenger RNA from Eubalaena glacialis (North Atlantic right whale), 2148 nucleotides. RefSeq names its product proline rich and Gla domain 4 (gene PRRG4). Bases 264 to 947 code for a protein of 227 amino acids. The record is from RefSeq and is a predicted model, not a curated record. Gene Ontology annotation, cellular component: extracellular region. The transcript is spliced from 6 exons. Gene Ontology annotation, molecular function: calcium ion binding. Lineage: Eukaryota; Metazoa; Chordata; Mammalia; Artiodactyla; Balaenidae.
UGCUUCCUCCUUUUCCCACAGCUCCGCGGCCUCCCGGGAUCAAGGCUGGGCCUGCGCCGCGCGUCCCCGUGCCGGCCAGGGCGGCGCUCCGCGGACCCCAGGCGCUUCCUCGAGCGUGCGGGCCACUCCGGCCCUGCGGAGAGCAAGGCGAGGGUUUUGGGGGCGCCGAGACGGAGGGUCUGGCGGCCGUAGGGACUACCCAAGCACGGGGCUCCGGCCCGGGAGCUGCUGGAACAUGCGCCCGGAGCUGCAGUUGCCAGACUAUGUUUACACUCCUGGUGCUACUCAGCCAACUGCGCAUAGUUACCUUCGCGUUUCCUCAUGGCACAAGAGGUCCAGAGGAGUCUAGGCAUGCAGGAGAAGAAGUCUUUACAUCAAAAGAAGAAGCAAACUUGUUCAUACGUAGACACCUCCUAUAUAAUCGAUUUGAUUUGGAGCUCUUCACUCCCAGUGACCUAGAAAGAGAAUGCAGAGAAGAACUUUGUAAUUAUGAGGAAGCCAGAGAAAUUUUUGUGGAUGAAGAUAAAACGAUGACAUUUUGGCAAGAAUAUUCAAUUAAAGGACCAACCACAAAAUCAGAUGAUAACAGAGAGAAAAUCGAUGUUAUGGGCCUUCUGACUGGACUAAUUGCUGCCGGAGUAUUUUUGGUUAUUUUUGGAUUACUUGGUUACUAUCUUUGUAUCACUAAGUGUAACAGGCAACGACAUCCAGGUUCUUCAGCCACCUACGCAAGAAGGGGCAGACACACUCCCUCCAUCAUUUUCAGAAGACCUGAGGAGGCUGUCUUGUCUCCAUUGCCACCUUCAGUGGAGGACACAGGAUUACCUUCUUAUGAACAGGCAAUGGCACUGACCAGAAAACACAAUGUUUCGCCGCCACCACCAUAUCCUGGGCCAGCAAAAGGGUUUAGGGUAUUUAAAAAAUCUAUGUCACUCCCAUCUCACUAAGCCCACCUUGUUGUCUUGGUGAUAUAGGACAUUCACAUUAUUUAAAUGGUUUGUUUUCCCUGAACCAAAAAGACAUGUCAAUUCAGCCCUUUAUGACAAACUGCAGAGAGUAAAGGAGGAAUAAGCACGUGUACUAUGCCACUGGAGAUCUGUCAGCAUCCUGGACCUGAACUUGAUCAUAAUCAGCUGGAUAAGGAACUUUGUAUCUUUGCAGUUAAGAAGAGAACACUUUUUUGUUCCUUUUAAUGGUUCAAAAAAUCUGUUACGGAUGUCACAGCUACAACUGGGGAACUAUCUGUAUCCUUUGUACAGAAAAAGUUUGUAGAUUUCUUGUAUUGAAUACUAAAAAGGUAAGAAUUUCUAAUUGUUAGAUUAUCCCAAGUCAUAAUAGUUGACCUACUCUUUUUUUAGGAUUUCUUUUGGUUGGAAAUACUUCACAGAAUUUUGCAUUUAAAUAUAAAUUGGUGGCCUUUAUAUAAUCACUUGUUUUUUUAUUUUAAAUUAUUGCAUAGCAUUCACCAUAUUUUGCACGUUUUUAUUGUGAACUCUUGCUAUCAGUCAUGUUUUAUUAUGGGGAGUGGGGUCAAUAGUUUUCUUUUAAAAAAAAACAAAACAAACACUUGCUAGAGAGUUAGUUCUUCAGAGGGAACAGGGUUGCAAUGUUACGGAUUUGUAAGGGUUGUUAUACCACCAAAUAAAGAUACAGGCCUCAAAUCUAGGAGUGACUAGAACUUGAUAAGUUGUACAUAUUAAUGAUGAGUAGACACACCCAUUUUCAUUGCUACAUUAUCUGUAUCUGACUAUAACUAUUAAUCUGGAAAAUUUGUUGAAUUUUAUAAAUAAUAGUUUGAGAACCUGGAAGAAGUAACUUACUUUUCUGCUAUCAAAAUAAUAUUGAUUAAAGUUACCAGCAACCCCCUGUAUCUCUUAAUGUCUAGACACAGAACACCACAGGUAAUCAUUUUGACCUAUAUUUUGUAUUUUCUUCUAAUUGUAUAUAUGACCAGUCUUCCCUUAAGAACAUAGUAGAGUAUAAGCUAUAAACUACUGGAAUGAAUGUUUGUGCACAAAUUUAUUUGAGUGGGUGUGUACGUAUAUGUGAAUUUGUUUCCUCUUUGCAGGAGCUCAAAAAAAAACAUACUCCUUGAGAAAUAGAAAAUUCUGUUCUUUAUGUUUUUUGCUAGGCAUUGCUUUUUUCCUA